Molecule: messenger RNA, 1938 nt
Organism: Ceutorhynchus assimilis (cabbage seed weevil)
Lineage: Eukaryota; Metazoa; Arthropoda; Insecta; Coleoptera; Curculionidae
Source: the annotation of a GenBank genome assembly
AUGGCUACAUUAAUUUUAUUUAUGGUUGAGCAAGAAGGCGUUUGCAUGCACUUUCAGACGGUUACUGCGUUCAGUCACAAGAUUGAAUCUCAUGACGAAAAGGAAAACGCAGUUAUGCAAAAGCAAAAUAGGCUGUCGAUUGAUGCGAGUGAAAAGUUGAUUAUACUUGAAAGAAAGUGUUAUCAUGUCGUGUUCUAUUGUUUCAGAGAUUAUACGGCGUGUUCAAAAUCUACAAACAUAAAUGACCCGAAGUGUUCAAUUCGUGGUAAACCAUUACAUGAUGAGGCCUCAACUACAGUAAAAGGAAGAGGAAUAGAAACAUUGAUAAAAAGAAGUAUAACAAGGAAGGAUGAGAAGCACCUUCAACUUCAAGGUCUUGCUUCAGUUGUGAUUUACGAAAGAUGCAGGAAAAUAUAUUCAAAGGAGAAAAGAUGUGACGAAGAAAAUCCCAACAGGCGUAGAGAGAGGCUCCCGACUUUUGAUUUUAAGAAGAGAUGUGUCAUAUGUGGGGAAGACGCAUCACAGGAACUUGUGGCUAAAGAAAGCAAUAAGCCUCUGAACAGGCGAGUUACCGUGCAGUAUGUGUCAACAAUUCAGUUUAAAAGUUCCCACUUGACUGCAGCUAAAUGGUGGCAGGAUGAAGAGGAAAAUGAAGAGCAAUGCCAAUUCACUUUGUCAGAAAUUUUGGAAGGCUUCGAAGGCUUUGUCCCAACUCAUAAAUCCCUGAUGAAAAAACUGAAAACAAAGUAUGAAGACGACCUUAUUUUCACUAGCGGAAGGGGUAAAAAUAAGCCAACUGUAAUAUGCUUUCGAAAUACAGGUUACAAAAUUUUAACUCAGUCUUGGUAUGACUCCAGGAAUGUCGACGAAAAAGAAAAGCGACUUCGCAUAGUGAAAGCCGCCGCUGCCAUAAUCCGCGAGGAUAUUAGGUCAGUGAUUUAUCCCCUUGAUAGUUACCCCAAAGUAGACGAAUUUUUGAAGGACGUUGAGAAUGACAUUCAAGAAACCCUUAAGGGAGAGAUAGCUUACAUAGUUAUGAAGAUUCCUAUGAAACUGUACCUUAUAGUAUUUGUAUGCGCAACAAUUUUAUUUGUCCAAUACCAUAUUUAUUCUCCUUAUGCCACAAGUGAAUACUCCUAUGACAGAAAAACACCGUGUGAAGCUAUAUUAAACAAAGUAACAACCGAUCUUCCUCCUCUCUAUAUUAUAACUCCAACGUACAGAAGACCAGAACAACUAGCCGAAUUAACUCGAAUGUCUCACACUCUAAUGCUAGUACCAAAUUUAAUAUGGCUCGUGAUUGAAGAUGCUUAUGGCACCAAUAGCCUUGUCGAAGAUAUUCUACGAAGAUCUGGAAUACGAUAUCAUUACAUGAUCGCUCCAAUGCCGGUUCAGUAUAAAAAUAAAACCAAAGGUCCCAGACCACGGGGCGUGUCGAAUAGAAAUAAGGGACUUGAAUGGAUAAGAGAAAACACAUACAAUGGAGUGCUUUAUUUUGCUGACGACGAUAACACCUACGAUCUGGAUUUGUUUAAUGAGAUCCGAUACACAAAAAGUGUCUCAAUGUUUCCUGUGGGACUGAUAACCAAAGCCGGUGUAAGCUCGCCAAUAGUGCGGAACGGCACAUUCAGAGGAUUUUACGAUGGCUGGAUAGGUGGAAGAAAAUUCGCAGUUGAUAUGGCCGGAUUCGCUGUUUCUGUACAAUUUUUGUUAUCCAGACCUCAAGCUUCCAUGCCUUUUAAACCAGGUUUCGAAGAAGAUGGGUUUUUGAAAAGCCUUGCUCCUUUUGAACCGUUCGAAGCGGAAUUAUUGGCUUCCAAAUGUACAAGAAUCUUAGUAUGGCACACUCAAGCAAAGAAAAACGAACCAGCGUGGCCAUUGGAUUACACAAGAUACAACAAUACAAAUUUGAUUGCGCUAAAAAAUAUUUUAGUUUGA